Messenger RNA from Emiliania huxleyi CCMP1516, 288 nucleotides. RefSeq lists its product as hypothetical. The record is from RefSeq and is a predicted model, not a curated record. NCBI's taxonomy places the organism in Eukaryota, Haptophyta, Isochrysidales, Noelaerhabdaceae. The transcript is spliced from 2 exons. Gene Ontology annotation, cellular component: nucleus; cytoplasm. The annotation marks the transcript as partial. Gene Ontology annotation, molecular function: calcium/calmodulin-dependent protein kinase activity; calmodulin binding; ATP binding. Gene Ontology annotation, biological process: peptidyl-serine phosphorylation; intracellular signal transduction; protein autophosphorylation.
UACGACCAGCAGAUCGACAUGUGGUCGGUCGGCGUCAUGCUCUACAUUAUGCUGUCUGGCCGACACCCCUUCGAAACCUUUCCGGGCGAGCCCGAACGCGAGGGGACGAUUCGUGGACAUGUCCCCGACACGCAGGUGAUGGGCCGCAUCUUGCGCGCUGAGUACUCCUUCGACCCAGCGCAGUGGACGCGCAUCUCCGGGCGCGCAAAGCAGCUCGUCCGGCAGCUCCUCGAGCCAGACCCGGCCAAGCGGCUCACCGCGGCGCAGCUGCUCGCCCACUCGUGGGUG